Molecule: messenger RNA, 2088 nt
Organism: Phyllopteryx taeniolatus (common seadragon)
Lineage: Eukaryota; Metazoa; Chordata; Actinopteri; Syngnathiformes; Syngnathidae
Gene: plin3
Product: perilipin 3
Exons: 8
Coding region: 177-1430 (417 amino acids)
Biological process (GO): lipid storage; positive regulation of triglyceride storage
Cellular component (GO): cytosol; lipid droplet
Source: RefSeq, a predicted model, not a curated record
AAAAGUUCAUCGCGCAACCUUCCACUCCGCCUUUCAGUCCGGAUUGAAAUUGCCAAUGCGCGGUUCACUGUUGACGAAAACGCAGACAGAAACAUCUCCAAACUGUCGGGUCAGACCAGGACAAAGAGACCGACGACCACGAGCGACAACAACGAUUGAAUUCAGUAGUCACAACAAUGGCAGACGGCGAGAAAACUAAUGAGGCUGCAGCUAAUGGAGACCAGCAGAAUGUUGUUUCGCGAGUAAGCAACCUGCCGCUGGUGAGUUCGGCUUGCGGUGCGGUCUGCAACGCCUACACGAGCACCAAAGACAGCGUGCCCAUGCUGAAGGGAGUGAUGGAUGCGGCCGAAAGUGGCGUCCGAACUCUUGGAGCGGCUGCCGCCACGGGAUCCAAGCCUCUUUUGAACAUUAUUGAACCGCAGCUGGCGACGGUGAAUGAAUACGCCAUGAAAGGUUUGGACAAGAUGGAGGAGAAGCUGCCUAUUCUUCAGCAGCCGGCAGAAAAGGUGGUGUCGAACACGGUCGGAAUUGUGCGCCAGUCGGUGACGGGCGCCAAAGACGCCGUGGUCGGGGCCGUGAUGGGCGGCGUGGAGAAGACGCGGGCGGCCGUCAGCGGAGGCAUCAGCACCGUGAUGGGCACCAGCGUGGGCCAGAUGGUCAGCAGCGGCGUGGGCCUGGCCCUCACCCGCUCCGAAGACUGGGUGGAGCAAAACCUGCCGCUCACUGAGAGAGAGCUGGCUGCUGUGGCUGAGCCUGCCACUUACCAGGUGUCGUCAAGCAGCCCCAGCUACUUCGUCCGUCUGGGGAACCUCUCGGCCAAAGUGCAGGAGCGAGCCCUCCAGCAAUCCCUGCUCCGCGCGCAGCAAGCCAGAGACACCGCACGCGCCGCGGUGGCCCAGAUGACCAGUACGCUGGACCUGCUGGAGAGCGCCCGCACCAGUAUGGCUUCAGGCGGCCAACAGAUAGGUGGCGCAAUAGAGCAGCUGCAGCAGCGUUGGACUGAGUGGAGCCAGAAGCAACCUGGAGGCGGACAGGCGGCCUCCGAUGGGAGCCAGGAUGAGGCGGAGCGUUUGGAGUGGCGUGUGCUCUCCAUGGCGCGGGGCCUGAGCGAGCAGCUGCGUUCGGCGAGCGCCAACGUGGUGUCGAGCGCUCAGGGUCUGCCGGGAGCCGUGCAGGAGCAGCUGACCGGAGCCAGACGCUCGGCCGACGAGCUGCAAGCCUCUCUGGUGGACGCCGGCGCCAUCACGCCUCUCCUCCUGGAGAGGAGCCGUCACCACUUGACCCAAGUUCAACAGUCUCUGGAUGGCGUCACGGAGUACUUGCUCAACAACACGCCGCUCAACUGGCUGGUGGGACCCUUUGCCCCGAUGAUCACGGAGAGGAUGGCGGGAGACACGCAGACGGCCGGCCAAAAGUCAAACGCUUUUUAGUCAACUGUUUGCCUUUCUAAUAAUUGGGAUGUGCCUAACGAAAAACGAGUAAAAUGUUUAGAAUUGCCUUAUUAAUAGUUAAAUCCCAAAAUAAUCCACACUGAUUCCCCACCAAAAAAAAUCUCUUUGCCAACUUUACCCUUAAAAAUCAAUUCCUUAGAUGAUUUGAUUUGGGGAAGAAAAAGUUUCAGCAAGGAAUGGAAGGAUGGCAAUGGACAAUAAAACUAUGUCAUAUUAUGUCACUUAUCUGACGCACAGUAAUUAGCGGAACACUUGUGUGUGUGUGACAUUGCAAAAUCACAUACAUCCAAAGGAAAAUUUUAAGUGACUUAUAAUCAUACUGAUGUGUGCAACGUUGGAUCACUUUGUAAUAAUUCCGCCACUGCUCCAUUUUCACGAUGACUGACUCAGAUGAGGACAUCGUGGCUUGGGUUCACCCAACUCCAAAUAACAUUUCAUUUCAUGUCUUUGCAAUGCAAUGAAUUUAGUGAAUUCUUAUUAAUGGCCGCGCACUUUAUUAUUGAAUAUUUUCGAAGCUUGAUUUUUCUGCCUUAACGGUUUUAAGUUGGCAUAAGCACACUUUUGGAACCCUUUGUUCUCGUGCCGUUUGAGUUUCAGUGUUCUGUGCAAGAUGAUGUGAAUAAAAGUCGGUCACGGA